GGAAAAUUCAACACGUGGUGCGGAAGUAGACGCGCCUUAAGGACAUCAGAGGUUGACGCGCGCUAUUUCACAGUUACGGCUGUCGACGCUACUUUCAAUAAAGUUUGAGGAUUAACCACAGUGUCAACAAUGGAGCGAGUCAGAACGGCGUUCAACAACAUGGUCCGUGGUGGCCGCUACAGCCGGUUCUCCCUGCAGCCGGAGCGAGACGGGGUUCAGCAUGUGGAGGUCAGGCUGUCGGAGGACACCCUGGACGACACCACAGAGGUCAACGGGCAGCCGGCCGCGGGCUACCCCUCCUACCAGCCCAGCCCGGCCACCAAGCGCCGGCAUCAGUACUUCUACAUGGCCCUCGGCACCCUGCUCAUCUUCCUCAUCGGCCUCCUGAUUGGUUUCGUGAGCCACAGUAAGCCUCAGCAGCAGCCAAUCAGCUGUACCACAGCAGGGGCAGUUCAGUCGUCUGUGGAAAAUCCGCCCGUGCCUGCAGAAGCUCCGAAACCGUCUAUGGAUUGGAGGGACAUCACAAGCCUGCUGUCUGAGAGGCUGAGUGCCCAGACGCUGACUAAGGCCCUGAGUGAUAUAGAUGUGGAGUCCCGGACUGCAGGAAGCAACGAGGACCAGCAGCUGGUGAACCGCAUCCUCCUGCAGUUCAAACAGCAGGAGAUGAAGCCAUGGAUGGGAAUCAACAACGUCCAGCUGCCGAUCCAAGACAGCAACCAGCCCAACACAGUUCGGUUUGGUAAGGAGGUGUUCCAGCCUAAAGGGUACCUGGCCUACAGCGCCAAGGGACGCGUCCAGGGUAAAGUGGUGUACGGUAACUACGCUGGCCCAAAAGACUUCAGCCUGCUGGAGGUUAAGGGCGUUGCGGUGGAGGGCAGUGUGAUGCUCAUCCGCGCCUCCCCACAGAUCAGCUUUGCCCAGCAGGUGGCUAAUGCUGCUAGCAAGGGAGCUGCUGCGGUUCUGGUGUACCCAGACCCCCAGGAGUACAAGUACACCAACGAUACAGAGCUCUUUGGACACGUCCACCUGGGGUCUGGAGACCCCAACACCCCUGGCUUCCCCUCCAUCAAGCACACCCGCUUCCUCCCCACCAGGUCCUCGGGCCUGCCCUCCAUCCCUGCCCAGACCCUCACUGCCAGCAUGGCCGCCGCCAUCCUACGGGACAUCGGCGGGCCUGAGGUGGAGGCCCACAGCAGCUUCACAGGACUCCUGAGAGGCGUCACCUACAGGCUGGGAGGCAGCGUCAACGCCACGGUGGAGAUCAACAACGUCCAGGUCGACCGAGAGCUCCACAACGUGUUUGGAGUCAUCAAGGGCUUCGUCGACCCCGAUCGCUACGUGAUCAUCGGAGCCCAGAGGGACUCGUGGGGACGCGGCUACGCCCGGUCCACCGUGGGCACGGCCGUCCUCAUGGAGCUGGCCCGAGCCGUCUACGAGAUGGUGGAGAAAGAUGAGUUCCGACCCCGGAGGUCCAUUGUGUUUGCCAGCUGGAGUGCAGGGGAGUACGGAAACGUUGGCGCCACCGAGUGGCUGGAGGGGUACCUUCCCUCCCUGGCCCACAAGGCCUUCACCUAUAUCAGCCUGGACGGGGUGGUCAUGGGCAAGGGCAGCUUCAUGGCCUCGGCCAGCCCCCUGCUGCGCGGCCUCAUCGAGAAGACCAUCAAGGAUGUGAGGAGUCCAACUGAGCCCGGGACCGUGUAUGAUACGUUGGAAGGGAAGGACUGGCUGAGACCCAUGGCUCUAGAUGACCCGGCCUAUCCCUUCCUCACCUCUUCUGGCAUCCCCUCCAUGUCCUUCCACAUCAUCACCAAGGGUGAAGAGGCGUACAGCUACUACGGCACCGGCCUGGAUAACAAGGACCACCUGGAUUACAGCACUGGCCAGAAGACCCCUGAGACCGCCCUCGCCGCGGCAACGCUGGCCGGACGGAUGGUCCUGCGGCUCGUCCACGACCACAGGCUGCCCCUGGACCUCAGUCGCAACGUGGAGGCCAUCGACGAGCCAGUGAGCAAACUGGUCCGCCACAUCGCCCAGCUCACCAAGGACGGCACGCUGAGCGACGUCAGUUACACCUGGAUCGCCAGCGCAGGCGGCUCCUACAGCAAAGCCACCGCCGACCUCAACACAGCCUUCCUCAACACAGACUUUAAUGACGCGGAGGCGUGCCGAAUCAUCAACGAGCGCAUCAUGGUGGCGGAGCAAUGCCUCCUGUCCCCCUACGUCACGCCUCAAGACACUCCCUUCCGCCACCUGCUGGCCGGGCGCGGGGCCCACACUCUGGCCUCCCUGUUGGAGACCAGCGACAUGGAGCACUUCAAGGUCCAGCUGGCCUUGGCCACCUGGACCCUGCAGAGCUGUGCUGACAGCAUGGCCGGGCAGAUCUGGGAGGUGGACAACGAGAUGUGAUCGGGAG
Gadus chalcogrammus (walleye pollock) is the source of this 2413-nucleotide messenger RNA. It is a transcript of the gene tfr1b, whose product is annotated as transferrin receptor 1b. Gene Ontology annotation, biological process: intracellular iron ion homeostasis; iron ion transport. Gene Ontology annotation, cellular component: external side of plasma membrane. The transcript is spliced from 19 exons. NCBI's taxonomy places the organism in Eukaryota, Metazoa, Chordata, Actinopteri, Gadiformes, Gadidae. Bases 130 to 2406 code for a protein of 758 amino acids. The record is from RefSeq and is a predicted model, not a curated record.